CACAAUAUGUACCCAGAGCAAGGUACUCCAAAGGUUUGUUUGUACCUAUGUCCUGGUCUGAAUAUCUGCGAGAGAUUGCUCAGAGAUUUGAUGAAGCCGCUGAAGAAUUAACAUCGGUAUUCGAGUUACCUGCAGACCUAUUGAAUGAUAUAACUGAAGAAGAUGGCGAAACUGUUUCAGGGACAGGUUCCUUUUUGUCCGAAAAAGAACAAUUGAUAGAAGAAGAUGAAGAAGAUGAGCGAAUCUUGCGUGGUGUUAACCUGAAUGACCAGGAUUCAGUUCGUAAGAAGAUUCAGGAAAUUCAAUCCAAAAAACAAUUCGACGAGAAACGAAAGGCCUCCGUUAUGCAGAAACUGUUAAUGUCCGGUUAUGUAAAGUAUCGCAAGGAUAAGAAACAAAGUACGGAGACUAAUGAAGAUGGCUUGAAUUUGAAGGAUAUAGAGCCUUCGUUUCAUGAUAAGGAAUAUGAGAUUUACGGGUGUAAGCACUAUAUGCGUAAUUGUAAAAAACAAUGCGCUGAUUGCAAACAAUGGUUUCCAUGCAGGCUCUGUCAUAAUGAAGCGAGUGACCAUACUUUGAAUAGAAAUGCUACAGAAAAUAUGCUAUGUAUGUUUUGUUUGAAGAGUCAACCAGCUGCUGCGAACUGCAAAUAUUGUCGCAAGUCUAUGGCUCGUUAUUAUUGCAAUAAGUGCAAAUUAUGGGAUGAUGAUCCAUCAAAAUCUAGCUAUCACUGUGAUGACUGCGGGAUUUGCCGAAUAGGCCGUGGCGUGGGUGAUGACUAUUAUCAUUGCAAGACUUGUGGUAUUUGCCUUCCUAUUGCUGUUUACGAUACCCAUCGGUGUAUUGAACGCAGCACAGAUUGCAAUUGCCCAAUAUGUGGAGAAUACAUGUUCAACUCGACGGAGAGAGUUGUUUUUCUUCCUUGUUCUCAUCCACUACAUCAACGUUGUUACGGAGAUUAUAUAAAGACAAACUAUCGCUGUCCAACGUGUUCAAAGACAAUAAUUAAUGUCAAUUCCAUGUUUCGCAUCUUGGAUAUGGAAGUUGAACGACAACCCAUGCCCUAUCCUUACAACACAUGGAUAUCUACUAUACACUGUAAUGAUUGCAGCUCUAGAUCUGAUACCAACUAUCAUUUUCUUGGACACAAAUGCAAGUCUUGUCACUCCUACAACACUUGCAUAUCAUCUAUUUACAAACCCCUUGAUCAUCCUCAGGUAUCUAUUCCAAGACUUGCGACUGCUGAGGAUGCUGGUAUGCGAAGGUUGAUGGGGCAUUCAUGGGAUUCUAGUGAUGACGAAUUUGGCAUGUUUAGAUUUUAAUGACAUUUUCACAUGUAUAUGGAUCAUGCAAGCAUUGUUUUGGUUAAUAAAGAAAAUUGCUAUCUUAUAUACUACACAACUCUGUUUAAGAUCGCUAAUCUUCUGAAUUCUUGCAUAUUUUCAUGAUUUCUAUGGCUUUAAUUUUUAUCUUCAAAGAGGUUCAUUAAUUAUAAAGGUAUUUAUUGACGAAGGCUUUUCAUGUCCAAAAAUCUUAUCAUUUUGGCUGUGACUAUGCUAUUUCCUAUUUUAAUUGAAAGAUACACGAUCUGUUUGAUUUCAUUCCUUUACUUUUGGUGUGUACGCCACAUUUGUAAUUGGCAUGUAGUAAAUCAUAACCUAGAAAUGGUGGUUUAUUGUAUUUAAAAAGGGGAAUAUAAAAUUCAAUACCAUACUUCAGAAACUAUGUUAGAGACGUAAAGCCAAUUGAUAUGGAUUUCAGGCUUUUCACUACAUUAUAAACUAGCAUAUAUCAUUUUGUAUUCUUACUUUUAAUUAUUUAUUAUUUUAUAUUCUACCUAUCCCAUAUCGCCU
Messenger RNA from Schizosaccharomyces octosporus yFS286, 1853 nucleotides. Its product is annotated as ubiquitin-protein ligase E3. Gene Ontology annotation, cellular component: nucleus. The coding region runs from base 48 to 1322 and encodes 424 amino acids. Gene Ontology annotation, biological process: ubiquitin-dependent protein catabolic process; protein ubiquitination. Lineage: Eukaryota; Fungi; Ascomycota; Schizosaccharomycetes; Schizosaccharomycetales; Schizosaccharomycetaceae. Gene Ontology annotation, molecular function: ubiquitin protein ligase activity; zinc ion binding. The record is from RefSeq and is a predicted model, not a curated record. The transcript has 4 exons.